ACUUAGAUACAAAAUAAUUUUGAUUAUUAAAUUUGCCAUGUGCUUUGCUGGUGUGAAAAAUUAAUUAAGAAUUUCAUAAAUAAAAUACAAGUAUAAAAAAGUAAAAACAAAGCGAAAAUGGCAGAAUUUGUAGAAAAAGGAUGUGAGGAAAUGAUCCUUGCAUUGGAACAAAUGAAAAGGAUAAAACUUUUUGAGGACAAUGAAAUACAAAAAAUAGUAAAAAAUUUAAAAGACCAUGAGUACAAAAUAGGAAGACUUAUAAAAAGUAAAGAUGAUUUUUUAUCCUACUUUUCUUAUCUGAUGGUUGUACUGAAUCUCGUAAAGCAGCGGCGAGCUAAAUUGGGAAUUAAAGAAAAAAAAGCUAGCAUCGAUUUUUGUAUUAUUAAAAAAAUAAAAGUACUGUACAGAAGAGCAAGAAUGAGAUUUCAAAGUGAUCUGAGUUUUUGGACAGAUCUUAUGAAACUUAGCAAGACUGAAAAUUUCCAAGAGCACUUGCCAGGUAUUGCUGAUAGAAUGCUCAAAGUGCAUCAAGAUAAACCAGGAUGCUGGCAUAUUUCUGCUCAGUGGCAUAUGAAAGAAACUAAAGAUAUUGAUAGAGCUAGAAAAUAUUUACUUAAAGGUUUACACUUUCAUCCAGAAUCACAAUUAUUGUACAAAGAUCUUUUACAUCUAGAAUUGACUGAAGCAUCUUCGAGUAAAGAUGACACACCAGUGGAAUUAAAACACGCUCGGCUAAUUUAUCAACAAGCAUACAAACACAUUAAAGAUGUUAAUUUUAUCAUCGAAUUAUUGGAUAUUGCCUCCAAGUACAAGGAUACUAAAGAUCUACAAAAAAUCAUAAUGAAUAAUUUAGUCGAAAACUUUUCAGAUGAACCAAUAAUGUGGGACACGUGGGCGCGGAGAGAAUUUAAAGGUUUAUCUUAUAGCUCUGAUCAAGAUGACGAUUCACUGGGUGGUAAAUCAAAAAAGAAAACUUUGAGAGAUCGUCUUAAUUCGGCUAUUGAAGUUUAUGAGUCUGCUGUUAAAUUAUUACCCACAAAAACAAUGUGGUCGCUGUAUAUUAAUUUCUUAUUAGAAAUUAAUAAAGAUAAUUCUACUUUGCCAAAUUAUAAGAGAAAACUUUUGAAAGCAGCUUUAACUCAAGGCCAUGAAGAAAAAAAUUUGGAAGAAAAAUAUUAUUGGUUUUGGAUAAAAUUGUUAAAAAAUGAUAAAAAAGAUUCUUGGAAAAAACUAUACGAUAUAUUAAGCAGCGCAACUGAAGCUCUCCCAGAAAGUAUUGAGCUUUGGAAAAAAAAAAUUAGUUUCUUAUUUUUAAAUUCAGAUCAGGAUGAUCUGGCUCUUUUAGAGUUCAAUAAGGCAACGAAAAUAUUAGGCAACAAAGCAUUGCCACUCUGGAAAAUUAAGCUAUCUUACAUUCAAGCUAAACAUCCAGAAAAAUUAAAAGAUUUUUUUGAAACUGUGAUGCAAGAAGAUCCAGCAAUAUCUUUCGAAAUGAAACCUCUUUAUUUAGACUGGCUUGCGGCAGAAAAAGGUAUAAAAGCGACUAGACGUGUCUAUAAUAAAUUAUGCAUCCAACCACCUUUUAAUUUAGAACUUCAUAGAAAAAUGUCUAGUAUUGAACUUAGCCAACCAGAAAUAAAUAAAGUAAAUGCUCGCUACCCUCAUGAAAUGGCUACACUACAAUUCGGCAAAACAAAUGUCGAUGUUUGGAUUGAAUACGUAACAUUUGAAACAAAUUAUGGUGAUUUGCUAAAUGUUUCAAGUAUACAUAAACGAGCUAUUAAAACUCUAAAUCCCAUAGACGCAGAUAACUUUAUUACUAAAUUCGAACUUUUAAAAAUAAAUUCCGAGCCCAUGGAAAUUUAAA
Molecule: messenger RNA, 1867 nt
Organism: Microplitis demolitor
Lineage: Eukaryota; Metazoa; Arthropoda; Insecta; Hymenoptera; Braconidae
Product: U3 small nucleolar RNA-associated protein 6 homolog
Exons: 8
Coding region: 118-1866 (582 amino acids)
Biological process (GO): maturation of SSU-rRNA from tricistronic rRNA transcript (SSU-rRNA, 5.8S rRNA, LSU-rRNA)
Cellular component (GO): Pwp2p-containing subcomplex of 90S preribosome; small-subunit processome
Molecular function (GO): snoRNA binding; protein binding
Source: RefSeq, a predicted model, not a curated record